Poecilia reticulata (guppy) is the source of this 2143-nucleotide messenger RNA. RefSeq names its product delta like non-canonical Notch ligand 1 (gene dlk1). Gene Ontology annotation, biological process: establishment or maintenance of epithelial cell apical/basal polarity; heterophilic cell-cell adhesion. Gene Ontology annotation, cellular component: protein-containing complex; plasma membrane. Gene Ontology annotation, molecular function: calcium ion binding. NCBI's taxonomy places the organism in Eukaryota, Metazoa, Chordata, Actinopteri, Cyprinodontiformes, Poeciliidae. The record is from RefSeq and is a predicted model, not a curated record.
CAGCAGUCCCGUCCAAACCUGCAGGUCCGCCUCGGAGCAAUCAGAGCGCCGGUUCACCUGUUCACCUCCAGCCGCCUGGUUCCGGAAAACAACAACAACCAGGCAAACCGGUCAAAUAUGAGCGACGCUGUUCGGCGGCGCGGCGUCUGGAUGCCAUAGCGGCUCUGCAGGACAAAGAGGGUCGCCUUCCUUCAAAUUACGAUGCAUCUCAUCGGGGUGGUCUUAAUUCUGGUCGUGACGGGAAUAGCAAAAGGCUGGGAAUGCAGCGCGGCGUGCAGCUCAGAAAAUGGGUUUUGUGAGAAGCCGGGGAAGUGCAGGUGCAAACCCGGGUGGGAAGGGGAGAACUGCGACCGCUGCAUCCCGUUCCCUGGCUGUUUGCACGGCGCGUGUGAGAAAGCGUGGCAGUGCGUCUGCAGAGAGGGCUGGGUGGGCAGCCUGUGCGACCAAGAUACUCGCCUGUGCUCGUCCAAGCCUUGUCCCAGUAAUGCCACCUGCAUAGAGAGAGGAGAGGGCGGCUACCUGUGUGUCUGUCCCCAGGGCUACGCUGGAGAAAACUGCCAGAUGAAGCAGAGACUCUGCCUUCUGAACGGCUCUCCUUGUCAAAAUGGAGGCACGUGCGUGGAGGCCGGCGGCUCAGCAGCCGACCCUUCCUGUGUAUGUCCUCCUGGAUUUUCCGGCGCCCUCUGUGACAUCAGCGUCGGCAGCUGCCAGCCGAACCCUUGCCUCAACGGGGGCAACUGCACGGACCACGGCCUGGCCUUCACAUGCGCCUGUCCGCCCGGCUUCACCGGCUUCACGUGCAACGACACCAGCAGCCUCUCCGCCUGCGCGGGCGCGCCUUGCGCCAACGACGGAACGUGCGUCGGUCAGUCCGACGGAACCUUCCGCUGCAUUUGCCAGAAAUGGUUCACGGGUCCCACCUGUUCCCUCCAUCACAGACAGAGAUCCAGGACCAGGCCUGCCAGUACCAGACCAGUGGAGCACAGAGGAUUUGCCCUCACCCCGCAGCACUACUCCCUCCCUGCCCACGCCUUUCACAAGCUGCUCAGACCGCCGGAGAGGGACUUGCUGAAGAUCACCCUGAAGGAGUCGGUCCACUCCUCUGGCGUCCUCGUCACCCACGGCCAGCUCAUCUGUUUCGGCAUGCUGGCCUUGCUCACCUGUCUGGUUAUCUUGGGCACCACUGGAAUAGUCUUCUUUGGCCGCUGCGAGACGUGGCUGGCCAACGCCAAGUACAGCCAGCUUGUUCGGCAGCAGCGGGAACACCUGCUGAGGGAAGCUGGCAGCGCGAGCCAGGAAGAACCGGAGCACUCUGUAAACAUCAUCCUGCCAGAAAAGAUUAGACUCUCCAGCUUCGGGAGACACUACACCUCCAUCUGAUCAAAACGUCUCCUCCUGUUACCCGCUCCCUGCAGAGGGAGCCCCAACGAACGUGUAACCCAGAAUGAAGCACUGUCGUGCAGCGCAGACUGGGCUGAAUGUAUCCUGCACUGGACCAACGGGAACAAUGUUACGUGAAGCUGUAGAUGUUCAUCAGUCAUGCUAUUAAAAUCCACUGAAAUUGUGCAGAAAUUCAGAAGAUGUCAUUGUGUGGCUUAUCUUUACCCCUCUAUAACCACUCGUUUCUUUUUGUGCUUCUAGAUUUUUUUGUAAGCUAUUUUACUUUGUUUAUAAAUUAUGUACAAAUUUAUAAACAAAAGUUUUAUUUCAGAAUAGUCUAGUUGUAAACUGGUAGUGAUCAUUCCAGACAAAAAGUGUAAAAAUUUCUGUUACAUGACAACCUAUGUGGGACUUAUGAGUUUUAAUUUACUAAUAAUUGGUGAGUUUGUACAGUAAUGUGCAGUCGAUGUGUAUUAUGGUUUUUGUUGCUUAUAAAUUUACAGAACAAUGUAUCAGUAAGUUGAUUCUUUGUUGGAUAUUAGUCCAGUUUUUAUGCACGGAAAGUAAGGAAAUGUUUAUUUCUUUAAAACAAAGUUUCUUGGCAACUGUAAAAUUAUUGGAAAACUUUUAUUUCCCUUUAAAUGGUGCCACGUUGUUAAGGAAAGUGGAUUGGACGGGUUGCACCCAUUUAAAACUAAAAUUGUAAAUGGAUAAUUGAUUCAUUUGGUUGGAUGAUUAAAGUUUAGAUUUGGAUAAGAGUGGA